Colius striatus (speckled mousebird) is the source of this 2789-nucleotide messenger RNA. RefSeq names its product trimethylguanosine synthase 1 (gene TGS1). The coding region runs from base 23 to 2695 and encodes 890 amino acids. The transcript has 13 exons. Gene Ontology annotation, biological process: 7-methylguanosine RNA capping; 7-methylguanosine cap hypermethylation. Gene Ontology annotation, cellular component: nucleus. The record is from RefSeq and is a predicted model, not a curated record. Lineage: Eukaryota; Metazoa; Chordata; Aves; Coliiformes; Coliidae. Gene Ontology annotation, molecular function: RNA cap trimethylguanosine synthase activity.
UGGCGUGGGUCUUCCCGCGGACAUGGUGCAGGAUCCGCAGGGGCGGCUGGUGGCGGAGCUGCUGCUGCGGGCGGGGACGGACCAUAUAGUCUGCCUCUGCUCCCGCGCCUUCGUUGAAGAUCGAAAAUUAUAUAAGCUGGGCUUAAAAGGAUUUUAUAUCAAAGGUGACAAUGACAGUACAGGGGAUGAACAAGCAUCUGAGGAGGAGAACUAUUGCCCUAAUGUGACAUUAAAGGUGGAUGCUAAUCAUGCUCUCGAGCUGGAAGAAGUUGAACUGGACUCAGAGGCCGAGCUUAUGAAGAGCAUGGGGUUGCCUCUUCAGUUUGGUGGGCAGUCAGCUCACAGGAACUUUGUGGCAAGAGCAAAUUAUAAAAAGAGAAGUAACAUGAAGGUUAUGAAGAAGAAAAAUAAUAAGAAAAAAGAGUUACAGGAAAAACAUGAGGAUAAAGUGAGUGAGGAAUGCCAGGAUCGAGCUUGUGAUGAUCAUACCCAGUCUGUUUCUGGAGAGUUGGCCCAAGCUACAGAGCAGUGUGAGAAGGGCAGCAAACCUCAGGUUGUAAGUGAAGGGAACUGUGAAAGUUCAGAAAGUCUUGCAAAUGAGACUUUACAUGGUGGACUUCAAGAAAAAUGGGAGAAAUAUUGGAGUGAGUACGGAGAGGGCCUUCUUUGGCAAAGUUGGCUUGAGAAGCAUCAAGAGGACUCAUCGUCUGAGGUCACCACAACAUCUGAGCCUUGGAAUAGUCCAGACAGCAGGGAAGAGUGGGAGCAGCAUUAUAGCCAACUGUACUGGUAUUACUGGGAACAGUUUCAGUACUGGACAAACCAAGGAUGGACUACUGAGAGCUCACACAGUGACAUGGUGGAUGCUAAUGGGGUUACCCAGGAGAUGGGUAGUUUGGGAAAAAUGGACUUGGUUAGCCCAGGGACUGAACACGGUGAAGCGCUGAGCUUAGAGCUGUCUCCCACUAACACCAGAAGUGAGGAAACACACCCUUCAAGUGCUGAGUCCCACAGUGAAAUAAUCUCUGGGAUGUGUAAUUUAAAUCUCAAUUUGGAAGAAGUGGAGCAGAGCAGUGCAACUCUAACAGUAUCCCACCAAAGUCCUCAAGAGUGCAGUUCAUCUGACAGUGAAAGCCAGGAGGAGCCCUGCGAUGGAGGAACCAGGAAAAGGGAUGCAUCUUGUCAAAAUAAAAGUAUUAACCAGUCAGUUUCACAGGGGUCGUGUAGCUUGAAUUCAAAUAGCAAAAAACAGUUGCUGCUUCACGACCAAGAUGAAGAUGAGGAUGAAGAGCCUCCUGAGUACAGACAUGCCAAAGUCAAGAGAAGCCAUGAACUGGAUAUGGAUGAGAACCCAGUGGAAGAUCCUGAGGAAACCUGCUCUGUUUUGGGUUUCAAGCGUGGCACAGGACAAAAGUAUGGUGGAAUUCCAGAUUUCACCCACCGAAGUGUGCAGUAUUUGGAGAAAAAAGCAAAACUCAAGUCCAGGUUCUUGGAUAUGCGUAAACCAAGGAAGAGCAAAAACACACACAUCUUCUUUACAGAGGAAUCUGAAGUGUCUUGCAAAAAAAAUAAGACUUUGAAGAAGGUGGAAGAAUUUUUAAAGCGAGUUAAUGAACCUGGGCAGAAAGCAACAUCCCAGGCAGCCUCCCCUCAGGGUACGACGAGGGCACCGUCUGUGAGCAGCAGUGACCCGGAGGAUCGGGACAGCAUUACUGUGACACCCAACACUGAGAGCCAAGAGCCACUCUCCUCCAGCAUGACCAUCACGGCGCCUGGAAGGAGUAAGGGUGAGGAGGAAGCAGAGGAGGCGGUAGCAAGUGGCCCAGAUGGACAGAGUGCAGAGAGACUGGAAAGUGGCUGUGGGCGGCAGCUGCUCCCUCUGGAUAUUCCCGACUACCUUCAGGCAGAGGCAGAGGAUGUCAGCCAAGGUACAUCAGUUUCCUGCAAACUGGAAUGUCUUCCAGCUGUAGAUGAAAAAAUUACCGCCAAGAAGAAGGGGGGAAAAAGGAGAAAAAGGAAUAAAAUUGCACUGAGAGCUAUACCUGCUGAGAUUGCUGCUGAUCCAGAGCUGGCCAAGUACUGGGCCCAACGCUACCGCCUGUUCUCUCGAUUUGAUGAGGGAAUUAAACUAGACAGAGAGGGUUGGUUUUCUGUGACUCCUGAGAAAAUAGCCGAGCAUAUCGCCGUCCGUGUUAGUCAGUCGUUUGACUGUGAUAUCAUAGUGGAUGCUUUCUGUGGGGUUGGAGGAAAUGCUAUUCAGUUUGCACUGACCUCAAAAAGAGUGAUCGCCAUUGACAUUGAUCCUGAGAAGCUGCGCCUGGCACAUAACAACGCAGAGGUGUACGGCGUGGCAGACCGUAUCGAGUUCGUGUGCGGGGACUUCAUGGUGCUGGCUGCUGACCUGCGAGCAGACGUCGUGUUCCUCAGCCCACCCUGGGGAGGGCCCGACUAUGCCACUGCCGAAAUCUUCAACAUCCAAACCAUGAUCUGCCCGGAUGGAUUUGAAAUUUUCAGGCUCUCCAAGAAGAUUACCAACAAUAUUGUGUAUUUUCUGCCUCGGAAUGCUGACAUUGACCAGGUGGCUUCUUUAGCAGGGCCAGGAGGGAAAGUUGAAAUAGAACAAAAUUUUCUCAAUAACAAACUGAAGACAAUAACAGCUUAUUUUGGUGAUCUAAUAAGACAUGACAUCUCUUGAACUCAGCCUGGAUUCUUCCAAACCCAGCCUCCCUGACUGCUGCUAUGCUUCAGCUUUUGUGCAGCUGGCUGGUCAAAAAUGACUUAAAGCCAUU